AACAGUCCGUUUCUGUGCGGAGAAGUGAUUGCAGAUCAUCUUCGACAAACGUACAUUGAUUGUCCCCAGCAUCUUACAUCAUCACGUAAGUGAAAUCCGCACAUGCUGCUGCUGCGCUCCUCUGGAAUCACGCUACGACCACGACAACGCGAGCGCCUGCGCCAGUGUCGGUGACGUCAGAAGAAGCAUGGCGGUCAAGGUGCAGUCAACCAAACGGGCCGACCCCAACGAAUUGAAGGUCAUCUUUCAAAAGUAUGCAAGUGUUUUGGACAAGGAGGGGGAGCGGUUUAUGACCCCGGCGGACUUUGUGCAGAAGUACCUCGGCCUUCACGCGCAGGUCCACCACAACCCCAAAACUGUGCAGCUCAUUGCUGGUGUGGCUGACACAACCAAAGAUGGGCUCAUUUCUUUUCAGGAGUUCUUGGCCUUUGAGUCUGUACUAUGUGUGCCAGACGCUCUCUUCAUAGUGGCCUUCCAGCUCUUUGACAAGACUGGCACUGGAGAUAUCUCUUUUGAGAAUGUGCGUGACAUCUUUAGCCAGACAACGGUGCACCAUCACAUCCCUUUCAACUGGGACUGUGAGUUUGUCCACCUGCACUUCGGCCAUGACCGCAAGAAACGUCUCACCUACCUGGAGUUCACACAGUUUCUGCAGGAGCUGCAGCUGGAGCAUGCGCGACAGGCGUUUGCACAGAAGGACAAGGCCAAGAGCGGCGUCAUCUCGGCCAUGGACUUCAGCGACAUCAUGGUCACCAUCCGACACCACAUGCUCACGCCCUUCGUGGAGGAGAACCUGGUCUCGGCUGCAGGGGGAGGUACUUCUCACAUGGUUAGUUUCUCUUACUUCAACGCCUUCAACUCUCUACUCAACAACAUGGAGCUCAUUCACAAGAUCUACAGCACUGUGGCUGGCACGCGCAAGGAUACACUGCUCACCAAAGAGGAGUUUGUUCAUGCUGCUAAUAAGUUUGGCCAGAUCACUCCCAUGGAGAUCGACAUCCUGUACCAACUGUCUGGCCUUCACUCCCAAACCGGACGACUGAACAUGUCAGACAUCGAGAGGAUAGCGCCACUGGAGGAGGGCGCGCUGCCUUACAACCUGGCUCAGACACAGUCCCCGGGCGAUGGCUCGCGAACAGUAAUGUUGCAGAUAGCGGAGUCAGCGUAUCGCUUCACUCUGGGCUCCAUCGCUGGAGCAACGGGGGCGACAGCAGUGUACCCCAUUGACCUGGUGAAGACGCGCAUGCAGAACCAGCGCUCCACCGGCUCCUUCGUGGGUGAGCUCAUGUACAAGAACAGCUUCGACUGUGCCAAGAAGGUGCUCCGCUACGAGGGCUUCUUUGGAUUCUACAGAGGCCUUGUGCCCCAGCUCCUUGGAGUGGCUCCAGAGAAGGCCAUCAAACUGACGAUGAAUGACUUUGUGCGCGACAAGUUCACCCAAAAAGACGGUUCCAUUCCCUUUGCUGCCGAGAUCUUAGCUGGCGGCUGUGCUGGUGGAUCUCAGGUGAUCUUCACCAACCCGCUGGAGAUCGUCAAGAUCCGGCUCCAGGUUGCCGGGGAGAUCACCACGGGGCCUCGUGUGAGCGCGCUCAGUGUGGUCAAAGACCUCGGCUUCUUUGGCCUCUACAAGGGUGCCAAGGCUUGUUUCCUGAGAGACAUCCCUUUCUCGGCCAUCUACUUCCCAGCCUACGCCCACAUGAAGAAGGAGUUUGCUGACGAGCACGGCCGACUGGGACCCCUGCAGCUCCUCGCUGCUGGCGCCAUCGCUGGUAUCCCCGCGGCCUCUCUGGUCACGCCCGCUGACGUCAUCAAAACGCGACUGCAGGUGGCUGCGCGUGCUGGUCAGACCUCGUACAACGGCGUGAUCGACUGCUUUCGCAAGAUCAUGAGGGAGGAGGGCUUCAGGGCACUGUGGAAGGGUGCUGGAGCUCGAGUGUUCCGCUCCUCCCCUCAGUUCGGUGUGACCCUGGUGACCUACGAGCUGCUCCAGCGGUGGUUGUACGUGGACUUUGGUGGAAAACGGCCUGUAGGCUCAGAGCCCACUCCCAAGUCCCGCAUCUCGGAGCUCCCGCCUGUGUCCUCGGAGCACGUUGGCGGCUACCGCCUCGCCGCGGCCACCUUUGCCGGCGUGGAGAACAAGUUCGGCCUUCACCUGCCCAAGUUCAAGUCCUCGGGGGUGACCACCCUCUACCACCCCGAGCCCCCCAAGCCCGAGAGCCCUCCGCCGGCCGAUGCCCCCUCCUCCUCUUAGAGACUAGCUGCCCCCACCACCCUGCCUGGUGGCGAGCCGCCGCCUCCUCCUCCUCCUCCUCCUGUCGGCUGCAUGAUCUGUCUCUGAGCCCCCCGUGCCAUUUCACUCCACCUCUUCCUUUUCUCCAUCCUCCUCUCAGAUUGAUCACUCUUUAUUUUUAUUCCUGGAGUUUCUCCACUCACAGGGUCCAACAUGGUGAUGGUAGCGGUCACUCACAGACAUCUGCUCACUGUUGCUUAUUUGCUACUGGGCGCCUCUCUGAAUGAUUUCCUUUUCUUAUCAAUUAGUGACAUUAUGGUUUUCGAUUUGUGGCCACCGCAGUUGUAGUUGAGCAUGCACAUUUUGGUUUUAUCAGGGUUAUCAUCUUUUGUUUACCUUUUUU
This is a messenger RNA of Alosa alosa (allis shad), 2633 nucleotides long. It is a transcript of the gene slc25a12, whose product is annotated as solute carrier family 25 member 12. Gene Ontology annotation, biological process: aspartate transmembrane transport; malate-aspartate shuttle; L-glutamate transmembrane transport. The transcript is spliced from 17 exons. The record is from RefSeq and is a predicted model, not a curated record. The coding region runs from base 188 to 2251 and encodes 687 amino acids. Gene Ontology annotation, molecular function: calcium ion binding; L-aspartate transmembrane transporter activity; L-glutamate transmembrane transporter activity. Lineage: Eukaryota; Metazoa; Chordata; Actinopteri; Clupeiformes; Clupeidae.